GCGUCGGGCUCCCGUCGAGCCUUCGCGUCCGUGUCCCCUGCGCCCCGCCGCUGCCACCCCAAACUUUGGCCAGCACCGCCCGGGCUCCGCGCCAGGCACGAGCCAGGGCCUCCGGGUCCCACGCGGAGGCAACGCGCAGCCGGGCUCACCGGGUCGCGCGCUCUGGCCUGGCGCUGCGAAUGCGAGGUGGGUCAGGGCGCUCACUGCACACCCGUCGUGGCCCGAGAGCCUCGGAUCAAGACCAGUUGACACAGACCUUCCCUCUUUAAGGAGCGAGGAAUUUUCAAGAUGAAUUAUACCAAGUCCAGCCCAUUGGCAGAAUCAACUGCAAUAGGUUUUACACCUGAGUUAGAAACUAUCCUACCUGUGCCUUCCAAUGAGACCACUUGUGAAAACUGGAAAGAGAUACAUCAUCUAGUUUUUCAUGUAGCAAAUAUUUUUUUUGCAAUUGGGUUGGUUAUUCCAACUACUCUUCACCUUCAUAUGAUACUUCUUAGGGGGAUGUUAACUAUAGGAUGUACCCUUUACAUCGUCUGGGCCACUCUCUACCGAUGUGCCUUGGAUAUCAUGAUCUGGAACUCGGUGUUCCUGGGGAUCAACAUUUUGCAUCUUUCAUAUCUUUUGUACAAGAAAAGACCGGUAAAAAUCGAAAAGGAACUCAAAAGCCUCUACCAUCGAUUGUUUGAACCACUCCGUGUGCCUCCAGAUUUGUUCAAAAGAUUAACUGGACAGUUUUGCAUGAUCCAGACAUUGAAAAAGGGCGAGACCUAUGCUGCAGAGGAUAUAACCUCAGUUGACGACCGUCUUAGUAUUCUCCUGAAGGGAAAAAUGAAGGUCUCCUAUCGAGGACACUUUCUGCAUAAUAUUUACCCCUGUGCCUUUAUAGAUUCUCCUGAAUUUAGAUCAACCCAGAUGCACAAAGGUGAAAAAUUCCAGGUCACCAUUAUUGCAGAUGAUAACUGUAGAUUUUUAUGCUGGUCAAGAGAAAGAUUAACUUACUUUCUGGAAUCAGAGCCUUUCCUAUAUGAAAUAUUUAGGUAUCUUAUAGGAAAAGACAUUACAAAUAAGCUCUACUCAUUGAAUGAUCCCACCUUAAAUGAUAAAACGGUCCAGAAGUUGGACCACCAGCUCAGCCUUUGCACACAGCUGUCCAUGCUGGAAAUGAGGAACAGUAUAGUCAGCUCCAGUGAAGAUGAAGACGGCUUACACCAGUUUCUUCGGGGCACCUCCAGUGUUUCCUCUCUUCAUGUGUCACCCCUACACCAGCGAGCCUCUGCGAAGAUGAACCCAAUAGAGGAAGGGGCGGAAAACGAUGACGACGUCUUUGAACCCGUGUCCUCGAAUACGCUUCAAGUUCGUCGCUGGCCUUGAUCCCAAGAGAGGAUUCACGUUACCAAGAGGGAAACUGUCCGGAAGAGAUCCUGAAAAAUACCAGCACUUUUUCACAGCUUUUCAAUUGUUCUGCUUUAAUAUUGAUACUCCCAGCCUGGGAGAGUCUGAGGGCAGGAAAGGGAGGGAGAUUCAAAACAUGGGAAGGUUAUCUUCUCUUUUUACUGGUCAGCUUUCUGUUCCACUGAGCCUUCUGACUAAACUGAGUGCUAUUUUUGAGAGAUAUAUUUUCACAGU
This is a messenger RNA of Aethalodelphis obliquidens (Pacific white-sided dolphin), 1626 nucleotides long. It is a transcript of the gene POPDC1, whose product is annotated as popeye domain cAMP effector 1. Gene Ontology annotation, cellular component: sarcolemma. Gene Ontology annotation, biological process: skeletal muscle tissue development; striated muscle cell differentiation; heart development. The record is from RefSeq and is a predicted model, not a curated record. Gene Ontology annotation, molecular function: cAMP binding. The coding region runs from base 289 to 1371 and encodes 360 amino acids. The transcript is spliced from 9 exons. Lineage: Eukaryota; Metazoa; Chordata; Mammalia; Artiodactyla; Delphinidae.